AUUGAGCGUAUUGAUCAAUUCUUCUCUGCUGGAGGUUUCCGCCACGUCAUGUUUUAUUAUCAAGACAUGGAGGGACCAGAAAUAGGACAUGAAAGUUCAACCGGAACUAAUCCUGUUUCUGCUAAAGGCAAAAAGACCAAAUUAUUUGUGACCGAGGGAGAUGAUGUCGCUUUAACUGGUAUAUGUGUGUUCUUCAUUAGAACUAAUCCUUCUAAAGCAAUUAAUGCUGACAAUAUUCAUCGUGUAAGUUUUUUCUAUAUGUAUCUUUGGUCACUUGAUUAUAAGAAAUUGUAGCAUUGCCUGUGGUCAUCCGUUGUCUUGUCAAUCAUAUAAAUUGCAAUUAGCAAUAUAAUUUAUGUCUA
Messenger RNA from Thamnophis sirtalis, 362 nucleotides. The record is from RefSeq and is a predicted model, not a curated record. NCBI's taxonomy places the organism in Eukaryota, Metazoa, Chordata, Lepidosauria, Squamata, Natricidae.